AUGCCUAAGUGGAACGUCCGGCGGAGGCCCGUCCGCAUGCUCGGACUGCUGCUGCUGGUGAUAUUGAGCUUCCUGGUGCUCCGCAGGGUGAACUGGCACAGGCUGACGCCCUUGUGGCUGCGGCAUCGGCGCUUGGGGCUGCAGGCCAAAGGGCAGAACUUCAUGCUGGAGGACUCGGCCUUCUGGAUCUUCGGGGGCUCCAUGCACUACUUCCGGGUGCCCCGAGAGUACUGGAGGGACCGGCUGCUGAAGAUGAAGGCCUGCGGCCUGAACACCCUGACCACCUACGUUCCGUGGAACCUCCACGAGCCGGAAAGAGGCAAAUUCGACUUCUCUGGGAACCUGGACCUGGAGGCCUUCGUCCUGUUGGCCGCAGAGGUGGGGCUAUGGGUGAUCCUGCGUCCGGGCCCCUACAUCUGCAGUGAGAUGGACCUCGGGGGCCUGCCCAGCUGGUUACUCCAGGACCCCGACAUGAGGCUGAGAACAACUUACAAGGGCUUCACCGAAGCAGUGGACCUUUAUUUUGACCACCUGAUGGUAAGGGUGGUACCACUCCAGUACAAGCACAGAGGACCCAUCAUUGCUGUGCAGGUGGAGAACGAGUAUGGUUCCUACAACAAAGACCCUGCCUACAUGCCUUACGUCAAGAAGGCCUUGGAGGACCGGGGAAUCGUGGAGCUGCUCUUGACCUCGGACAACAGGGACGGCCUCAGCAAGGGGACUGUGGAUGGAGUGCUAGCCACCAUCAACUUACACUCACGAGACGAGCUGCCGUUUUUAACCACCUUUCUGCUGAGCGUCCAGGGCGUCCAGCCCAGGAUGGUGAUGGAGUGCUGGACGGGCUGGUUUGACUCGUGGGGCGGUCCCCACAGCAUCCUGGAUUCCUCAGAAGUUUUGAGAACCGUGUCCGCCAUCGUCAAUGCUGGCUCAUCCAUCAACCUGUACAUGUUCCACGGUGGCACCAACUUUGGCUUCCUCGGUGGCGCCGUGCACUUCCAGGACUACAAGUCCGACGUCACCAGCUACGACUAUGACGCGGUGCUGACGGAGGCCGGGGAUUACACGGCCAAGUACACAGGGCUCCGGGAGUUCUUCGGCUCCGUCUCAGGGGCCCCUCUUCCUGCCCCACCUGACCUUCUUCCCAAGACGGCGUAUGAGCCAGUGGUGCCAGCUUUAUACCUGUCCCUGUGGGACGCCCUGCCCUACCUGGAGGAGCCGGUCACCUCGGAGAAGCCGGUCAACAUGGAGAACCUCCCGAUAAACGGGGGGAACGGGCAGUCUUUUGGGUACACGCUGUACGAGACCACCAUCACCUCUUCUGGCAUCCUCAGUGCCUGUGUGCGGGACCGGGGACAGGUGUUUGUGAACACGGUCUCCAUAGGGUUCCUGGACUAUAAGAGGAAGAAGAUUGUCAUCCCCUUGGUCCAGGGGUUCACGAUGCUGAGGAUCUUGGUGGAGAAUCGCGGGCGAGUCAACUAUGGGAGUAAUAUCGACGACCAGCGCAAAGGUUUAAUCGGAAAUAUCUAUCUGAAUGAUUCUCCCCUGAAAAAUUUCAAAAUCUACAGCCUGGAUAUGAAGAAGAGCUUCUUUCAGAGGUUCCACGCAGACAAGUGGAACCCUGUCCCCGACGCGCCCGAGCUCCCUGCUUUCUUCUUGGGGCCGCUGUGGGUCUCCCUCUCCCCCUGUGACACCUUUGUGAAGCUGGAGGGCUGGGAGAAGGGGGUUGUAUUCAUCAACGGCCAAAACCUUGGACGCUACUGGAACAUCGGGCCCCAGGAGACCCUCUACCUCCCAGGUGUCUGGUUGGACCAAGGCCUCAACCAGGUCAUCGUCUUCGAGGAGGGGAUGGCGGGUCCGGCGAUACAGUUCACGGAAACGCCCUCCCUGGGCCGGCUCGAACCGGAGAAGCGAGUUGGGGGCGAGGGAGGGCCCCUCCCCGAAGAGCUGCCCGGCUCUGUGGCUGCUGCCGUCCGACUUCGCUGCUCCCGCGGGUUCGCUGCCUUGAAUUGCGGUAAAGCCACAGAGUUGCAGCUGAUCCUCCUCGGUGGUGUUUCUCCGACGUCGCCCGGGCCGGGCUCUCGGUUAGCCCGGCUGUCGCCGCGUCGACAGAAACUCGGCCGUUCGGCCCCAGUGCAAGAGCAGAUCCCGCCGGGAGUGGGGACCGUUUGGGGGAACAGCAGGCUGAGAGCCUCCCAGCAGCGCCGCGAGCCCGUGCUUGGCUUGGGAGGGGUCUGCACGGGGGCAGUGGUGCGCAGCUCCUGGGCCGAAGAGCGGAGCCGGGUAAAGGGCAGACGGUCACGGGGGGCUGGGCCCGAGGGUCCCGCUGGGGACAGAGAAGUGGAGCUUGUUGACGCGAACCUGGUGGACCAUGGCUGGGGGUCCCAGUCCCUGAUCUCGUCCAAACUCACCAGCUCUUCCUGUGCCGCCUUGAACGGGGAGCCCGCGGCUCAGCGUCUGCCCGGAGCGGCGGACACAGUUCUGCUCUGUCUUGGUUACUCGUGGCUGUACUCGCACCUCACGUCCAGCCCAUCAGCAAACCCCUGA
Molecule: messenger RNA, 2544 nt
Organism: Kogia breviceps (pygmy sperm whale)
Lineage: Eukaryota; Metazoa; Chordata; Mammalia; Artiodactyla; Physeteridae
Source: RefSeq, a predicted model, not a curated record